This is a messenger RNA of Prunus armeniaca (apricot), 1047 nucleotides long. The record is from the annotation of a GenBank genome assembly. Lineage: Eukaryota; Viridiplantae; Streptophyta; Magnoliopsida; Rosales; Rosaceae.
AUGAUCCGGACCGAUCGCCUCUACUCCGCGGACGACCUAUACAUGCUUAGACAGGGUGAGGACGAGCCCCUUCGGGAGUAUGCAGCCAGGUUCAGCCACGAAUACUCCCGCUGCCCAGAUACUGAUGAUCGUGUCGCCUUCGGUGCUUUCAAGAGUGGCCUCCGAGAAUCCAACUUUCGGUACCUGGUCCACAACAACCCUUGGAACACAUAUGCCGAGCUGAUGAAGCAGGCAGCAGUUCAUGCCAAGGCUGAGUACUUCAACUCCAAGCGCAGCCCAGCCACCCCGGCGCAUAAUCCUUUUGCUGAUCCUCCACCUGCUUCGGUACCCAUCCCAGCUCCACCUCAACAUUCUGCCCCUACACCAAGCACCCAGGGUGCCCAGCACCCCAAGAGGAAGGAUAGCUACCAGCAUACCUUCAACAAUAACAAGCGGGGCAGACAUGGGAACCACCACCAGUCUAGUGGAAGCAACCCCCCCAGGACAAAUGACCGGGCCCCACUCCCAUUCUCACCCAAACCCAGGUUCGAGGUCUUCACCACCCUCAACACUACCUAUGAGAAUGUCCUAGUGCACGAGGCACCUAUCAUACCUCAGCCUCCACCCCGGAAACCAGGCAGCAAGCCUAUGCCUAACACAGGAGUCUUCUGUCGCUUUUAUCAGUUCGGUGGCCAUGAUACCGAAUCUUGUGUUGCCUUGCGCAACAUCAUUAAGGGACUUAUUCGCGAAGGGAAGCUGGAUAAAUACGUGCACAACCUCCCACCCCCACCUAACCCUCACCAACGGCAGAUCAACAUGAUCUCAACCAUCAGUGGUGGCCCAACCAUGGCUGGAACCUCCAACAACUCCAUCAAACAUUAUGUUCGCUCCACCUAUGCGCACCAGGUCUUCAGCACUGAGCAGGGACGCUUGCCGAAGACACAAAAACAGGCUGGGCCUCCAUUACCUUCUGCGAGGAGGAGGAGCGUGGCGUUAUCCUCCCUCAUGAUGACCCAAUCAUUAUCCGCGCCGACAUAUCUAACUUUGACGUUGGGCACAUCUUGGUAG